AUGGCCAUGAAUGAAGAGACACUCCAGAGAAAUCGGAACUCUAAACUUGUACCAAACAUAGAUGUGGACUUUAAAUUCACACAACCUAUAUGUGGUGGAAACCCCCAAGCUAAGAAAUUAACAGAAAACACUGUUUCCAAACCAGUGAAACUUUGGGUGUCAUCUUUGCACUUUCCCUCUCCCUGCUCCAGAAUACCAGUGUCUCCAAGAGGGGAGCUUUCACGCAUGUCUGGUACCCCAGUUUUUACAUCUGGUAAGCCACUGAACAUCCCUUGUAAAGCAUUCUUUGGAUUCAGUGGAGAGUCUGGACCAAUGAUCUACUGGAUGAAAGGGGAGAAGUUUAUUGAGGAACUGGCAGGUCACAUUAGAGAAGGUGAAAUAAGGCUCCUCAAAGAGCAUCUUGGAGAAAAAGAAGUUGAGUUGGCACUCAUCUUUGAUUCAGUGGUGGAGGCUGACCUGGCGAAUUAUACCUGCCAUGUGGAAAACCGAAAUGGACGAAAACAUGCCAGUGUUCUGCUGCGUAAAAAGGAUUUAAUCUACAAAAUUGAGCUUGCAGGAGGCCUGGGAGCAAUCUUCCUCCUCCUUGUACUGCUUGUGGUCAUCUACAAAUGCUACAAUAUUGAAUUAAUGCUCUUCUACCGACAGCAUUUUGGAGAUGAUGAAAUUGCAGAUGACAACAAGGAAUAUGAUGCCUAUCUCUCUUACACAAAAGUGGACCAAGAUACUUUAGACUGUGACAACCCUGAAGAAGAGCAAUUUGCUCUUGAAAUAUUGCCAGAUGUGCUGGAAAAACACUAUGGAUAUAAACUAUUCAUCCCAGAAAGGGACCUAAUCCCAAGUGGAACCUACGUUGAAGAUCUCACAAGAUAUGUUGAGCAAAGCAGAAGACUUAUUAUCGUGCUAACUCCAGACUAUAUUCUCAGACGAGGAUGGAGUAUUUUCGAAUUGGAAAGCAGACUCCAUAACAUGCUAGUCAGUGGAGAAAUCAAAGUGAUUUUGAUUGAAUGUACAGAAUUAAAAGGAAAGGUGAAUUGCCAGGAGGUGGAAUCACUAAAACGCAGCAUCAAAUUUCUGUCCCUGAUCAAGUGGAAGGGACCCAAGAGCAGCAAAUUAAAUUCAAAGUUUUGGAAGCACUUAAUAUAUGAAAUGCCCACCAAGAAAAAAGAAAUGCUUUCUCAGUGCCAUGUUCUGGACUCAGCAGAACAAGGACUUUUUGGAGAGCUCCAGCCUAUACCCUCUAUUGCCAUGACCAGUACCUCGGCCUCUCUGGUGUCAUCUCAAGCUGAUCUCCCAGAUUUCCACCAUUCAGAUUCAAUGCAAACGAGGCAUUGCUGCAGAGGUUAUAAACAGGAGAUGCCAAGCACCACCUUGCCAGUGCCUUCCUUAGGCAACCACCACACUUACUGUAACCUGCCUCUGACACUACUCAAUGGGCAGCUACCCCUUAACAAUGCCCUGAAAGAUACUGAUCAUAGGAACAGUUCCCUGCUACCUUUGUCACCCAAAGAGCUUAGCUUCACCAGUGAUAUUUGGUAGUGGAAAAUCUGAGGUCCUCUGAACAGCUAUGUGUGCACACAAAAUUUCUCCUAUACCAAGCAAAAAGUACACCUAGUAACGUUGAGGUGCUGAAAAAGUGUUCAAAGAAAACCACACAGAAAUCACUUUUGUAUCUAAAUUUUGUUCACAUUUCCACAAUAGUGGGGG
Molecule: messenger RNA, 1704 nt
Organism: Odocoileus virginianus texanus
Lineage: Eukaryota; Metazoa; Chordata; Mammalia; Artiodactyla; Cervidae
Source: RefSeq, a predicted model, not a curated record